AUGUCACCAAAUUAUCAAAACUUACAGCCUCAUGCGCGCGAUUCUUUAGAAUUGGCUAGUUUAGCUUCGAGUUCUCCAGGCGCGAGAUCAUCAACAGAUUCAGCUUCCUCGAGUGCCGGCAUAUCCUCCUCGCGAAAGUUAUCCCUCGAAGAAGACGAUCCUUUAGAUGAUCGAAAUCCUGCCGCGAAUGGUCGUCCCGGAGGACAUAGUAGAACAUAUUCCGUCUCAUCCGCCUUUGACUUCUCCUCCAACCUUUUCCCUCUAUCUUCCACCGCAGGAGGUUAUGCGCCUAUUGGAGCCCCUAUAUCUACAUCAAAUGGUCAGGCCGCCUUAGGAGGGGGUUCGUUGGAGAAGCACAAGACUUUGACAUAUCUGAAUGGGUUAUCGUUGAUAGUUGGCUUGAUAAUAGGGUCAGGGAUCUUCUCCUCGCCGAGUCAGGUCAAUGCGAAUGCGGGUUCACCAGGCGCAUCAUUAGUGAUAUGGGCGAUAGCAGGAAUAUUAGCAUGGACAGGAGCUUCGAGUUAUGCGGAGCUGGGAGGAGCAAUACCGUUGAAUGGUGGUGCACAAAUAUAUCUCUCCAAGAUAUUUGGGGAGAUUUUUGGUUUUUUGUUUACAUGGUGUGCGGUCAUCGUUUUAAAGCCUGGAUCUACUGCCAUUGUAUCAAUAAUCAUGGGGGAAUAUUUGGUACGGGCAUUCAUUGGAGCGGAGGCUGAGAGUGUGAAUGUUUGGAUUAAUAAGAGCGUGGCAUUGAUUGGAUUGUUUUUCAUCACUUUUUUGAAUUGUAUAUCUACAAAGUUGGGCACGAGAAUGGGGGAUAUGUUUAUGUUUAUGAAGUUUAUUGCAUUGCUUGGAGUUACGGUCAUUGGUGUUGUAGUAGCCCUGACUGGCUUCUCUACGUCAGGCGAAGCAAAUGAGGAUUGGAAGAAUCAUGGAUGGUUCGAGGGAACUAGUAGUAGCGCUUCAUCAUGGGCUGUGGCACUAUAUGCUGGAUUAUGGGCCUUUGAUGGUUGGGAUAAUACAAAUUAUGUUGUUGGAGAGUUCCGGAAUCCUACUCGGGACCUGCCAAGGGUCAUUCAUACAGCGAUGCCAUUGGUUAUCCUCUCCUAUAUUCUCGCUAAUGUCGCCUAUUUCUUCGUCUUACCUCAGAAAGCUAUCAACUCUUCAAAUACAGUUGCAGUCAUAUUUGGAAACAAGGUAUUUGGUCCUAUUGGAUCAUUAAUACUUGCUCUCAUUGUCAGUGCAAGCUGUUUUGGAGCUCUAAAUGCGACGGCCUUCACUAGCGGGCGACUAGUUUACGCAGCUAGUAAAGAAGGAUAUUUACCUGCCAUGUUUGGCAAGAUUGGUUUCGGGAACCAAACAGAGCCAUCAGCCAACACACUUCGAACACGCAACUGGGCAUCAAAGAAAUUAGCUAGAUUAUUCGGCGAUGAAGACACUGGUCUAUUCUUUACACCCGUUAAUGCCAUGAUCCUCAACGCACUCUUAACAGCCAUCUAUGUCGCCGUCGGUGAAUUCGGUACUCUAGUAACCUUUUACGGAGUUGCCGGAUAUACAUUCUACUUCUUCACAGUCCUAGGAUUAAUCGUCCUUCGCGUCCGCGAACCUAAUCUCGAACGCCCAUAUAAAACUUGGAUCACUACUCCUAUCAUCUUCUGCUGCGUGAGUCUCUUUCUCCUCAGCAGAGCAGUUUUCGCAGAACCUCUUCAAACUGUCAUUGUUAUCGCUUUCGUACUGGCUGGUGUUCCGAUAUAUUAUUGGCGGAUUCGUGGACGAGAUCAAGUUAUUAAGAGAGAGAGGAGUAGUAGUGGGAGUGGGAGGAGUAGUUGGAAGUUUUGGCAACGAAAUUCUUCGUGA
Sclerotinia sclerotiorum 1980 UF-70 is the source of this 1854-nucleotide messenger RNA. RefSeq lists its product as hypothetical. NCBI's taxonomy places the organism in Eukaryota, Fungi, Ascomycota, Leotiomycetes, Helotiales, Sclerotiniaceae. Gene Ontology annotation, molecular function: L-amino acid transmembrane transporter activity. The transcript is spliced from 2 exons. Gene Ontology annotation, cellular component: membrane. Gene Ontology annotation, biological process: amino acid transmembrane transport. The coding region runs from base 1 to 1854 and encodes 617 amino acids. The record is from RefSeq and is a predicted model, not a curated record.